Messenger RNA from Solanum dulcamara, 1033 nucleotides. RefSeq names its product outer envelope pore protein 24A, chloroplastic-like. The transcript has 3 exons. The coding region runs from base 152 to 790 and encodes 212 amino acids. Gene Ontology annotation, molecular function: voltage-gated monoatomic cation channel activity. Gene Ontology annotation, biological process: regulation of monoatomic ion transmembrane transport. Lineage: Eukaryota; Viridiplantae; Streptophyta; Magnoliopsida; Solanales; Solanaceae. The record is from RefSeq and is a predicted model, not a curated record.
GUCUUAUCCAUUGAAUUGAACAAAUUAGAAUGCCGGCCCGAAAUGCUAGUGCCAUCGUAAAUUCCUAAUUCCUAAACCUCAAAUCUCCCCUUCUUAUCCCGCUCGCAAGGGAAUCGAAAAAAAGAAUAAACUCAUUUUUCACUCGGCAAUCAUGAAGGGUUCAUUCAAAGCACGAUAUGAGCCCGACAAAGCCGCCGCCGCCGCUACUGUCGCCUUCAACGCCGGCGACCUUAAGCUCCGAGCUUCGAUGACCGAUGCUACUAUUGUCAAAGGUCCCAGCUUAAACGGCUUAGCUCUCGCCGUUGAGAAGCCUGGAUUGUUCAUCAUCGACUACAACGUCCCCAAGAAGGACAUUAGGUUUCAGUUUAUGAACUCAAUCAAGGUUCUGGAGAAGCCAUUGAAUUUGAAUUACAUUCAUUGUCAUGGAGACAAUCAAACAAUAUUGAAUGGAACUUUGGUGGUUGAUUCUGCCAACAAGGUGUCGGCUAAUCACGUGAUGGGCUCGGGAAAUUGUAAAUUAAAGUACACAUAUGUCCAUGGAGGAAUCACUACUUUCGAGCCCACAUAUGAUACGGCAAAGAAUGCAUGGGACUUCAUGGUAUCACAUAAAGUUUAUGGGGACGAUGUGUUUAGGGCUACCUAUCAGACGACAAGCAGGAAUUUGGGGCUCGAAUGGUCCAGGAGUUCAAAGUUAAAUGGAUCAUUUAAGAUUUGUGCAUCUCUCUGUUUGCUUGAGGAACGCAAAAUCCCGAAGUUAAGUGCUGAGACUUCGUGGGACUUUGAAAUGUGAUUCUGUUUCUUCUGCAAUAGUUCGGAUGUAACUACUUCUGGCUACCCUUCAUAAUUGGGUUUCAUCUAAUGUUUUCUAGCUCAAUUUGUUGAUUCACGAGUGAGCUGUUCGUUUUGCUUUGGUUAACUCCUUUACAAUAAUAGGUUUAUGGUUACCAACAUGAGUAUUGAUCCAAGGUUACUAUUUUUUUCAAUCUUCCGUUUUCAAGACACUUCCAUGUUUUAAUGCAUCGACUUACCUGAA